This is a messenger RNA of Macrobrachium nipponense, 708 nucleotides long. RefSeq names its product trypsin-5-like. The coding region runs from base 133 to 708 and encodes 191 amino acids. Gene Ontology annotation, biological process: proteolysis. Lineage: Eukaryota; Metazoa; Arthropoda; Malacostraca; Decapoda; Palaemonidae. The record is from RefSeq and is a predicted model, not a curated record. The transcript has 5 exons. Gene Ontology annotation, molecular function: serine-type endopeptidase activity.
GAUGAUCAAAGUAAGUCUGUUGAAAGGACGCAUGCAAAAGAACAAAAAACCCUAGAGGUACUUUAAGAAGCAAAUGAAGGAAAGUUUCACUCAGCUUGUACAACCGAGGAAAGAUGUUGUAACCGACCUCCAAUGCAACUUCGAAAGAUAUCAACUUUGAACAAAGAGAAACGACAGUCAGAGCCAACUACAACUCCUAAAUGUAACAUCACAAGGGGUUACUGCCCGAACUGUGGAAACGCCUCAAUCAGUGUAGAUGGAUUAAGGAUAGUCAAUGGAACAGUUGCUGCAGGAAAUGAGUAUCCUUAUCAAGUUGUUGUUUAUUCGGACUUUGGUCCUUGUGGAGGCUCAAUUAUAAAGAAAAAAUGGGUCAUGACAGUUGCCCAUUGCCUUCGUGACGAAAAUGGGAGCAAUGCUUCGUUAUCUACCCUGUGGGUCGGUUAUGGUAGCAGGAGAUGUCAGAAUCAAAUGUCUGUAAGGGCAGUCCGUUACAUUGUUCAUGAAGACUUUGAUCCUUACCUACAAGGCGAAGAUUUACUCCGGUGGCACUCUGAUAUUGCCCUCAUUGAGCUUCAGACCGAACUCAACUUUGAAACCGGCAAAGCAGUCAAGCCCAUCUGUCUGGGAGAGGAAUCAGAUAUAAUCGGUGGAGUGAAAGCAGUAGUCAGUGGUUGGGGAGAUUUAUACGAUGGUAAGUAUUACAAGUAG